This is a messenger RNA of Polychytrium aggregatum, 2373 nucleotides long. RefSeq lists its product as uncharacterized. The coding region runs from base 498 to 2069 and encodes 523 amino acids. The record is from RefSeq and is a predicted model, not a curated record. Lineage: Eukaryota; Fungi; Chytridiomycota; Chytridiomycetes; Polychytriales. The transcript has 3 exons.
AUCUGACUGAGCUCGGCGCUGGCUCCGAUUCGUAUUUGGCGGGAAAUCCGCCCCUCGACUCAACCUCGGCAUCUGACUCUACCGCUCUUGCCGUCCAGGGAGCUAUCGGAAUAUCUGCCACUACUUUGAGAUGGCCAGCAACAUUGUUCUGGAGGUCGAUCGAACCACGUUUAGCUUUGGAGAGGCGUUCUUUUGCCGCUUCUCGCUCGAAGAGGAGAUCAUCCAGACUAUGUAGCGUAUCGCCCACGCAAGGGCUGUGUCUGUCCAGGCGGACUUUUGACGAGUACCGAAUUCCGCCGCCAGCCCACUUACCACCUCGUCUUUCGACUCCGUGUUCCUGCCGCCUCUUCCUCCCAUCAUUCUGCGUCGGCGCCAUUCUCCUUCGUCUGUGGUCCACCCCCGCUGGACUCGCGAGAGCUAACCCGUAGUGACCAACCCGACGACUCUCGACUCCUUCCCAUGUUUACAGCCUGCAGUAUCUUCAGAACGAGCACAUCAUGUACGAGAUCAAUAUGUCGUCCAAGACAGCCCUCUUCUUUGACAGGCUGUACGAGGCAGAUAGGGCCUCGUCGUCCCGCGCCAACAACACAGCAUUACUACCGCCCGAGGCCAACGCGGGCUACGACAACUCCAUGACGCGGGCAAACCAUUCGGCUUCUGCAUUCAGCGCCGCAUCUGUAGGCUCGCACGGGCGGUCCUAUUCGCAUGCCGAUCUGACAAGUCGGCUCCUGGAAUCCUCCGGCACAUCGUCCUAUCCUGCUGUCCUGGCACCCAAUUCCCACCACAACCUCGAUCACACCAACGGUCACCGCGAAAGCGGCAAGCUCAACACGAGUGCUCACAGCGCCCAGCCAGCCACAAGCGCAUUCCUGGAAAGCAGCAGCAGCGCCUGGGCGCGCCACUCCGAAACACGUCCCGAGUUUGAGAGCCGAUCGACUUUUCAGUCGCCCGAGUUUUUGGCAAAGUCAGGGACAAAUUUCAACACCUCGAUUGUAUCGAGUCGCACAGAAUUUAUCGCCAUAGACCAUCCCGUCCGAUCCACACUUGCGCAGGGCUCCGAGUCCGGAAGCAUCGUUACCCCGCGCUCCUACUAUGUCCGCAGCGACUCGGCUCGCUCUCGGUCACCGCCCGUGUCAUCCUAUCCGCAUUCCCAGUCCCACGAUGCCCCGCUACCGCCCACACGGCCAAGCCAUCAUUCGUACCUGCCGCCGUCCUCCAGAUCGGCAGUUGCACCCGAGCCAAACGGACAUCUGCCCACGUACCAUCCGCCGGUAUCCUCAGACAAUCCCCCCGUGGCUCUCACAGGACAGGGAUGGGUCGAUCGAAGCGUCCCACCCUCAUCCAAGUCAUCGUAUCACCUAGAUUCGGCAACGCAUCACUCGCAUUUCGUCGGACCGAGCCGAGAGCCAUUUACCGGGCGAGGGCCACUCUAUCCGCCAUCAUCAUCCGCAGCCCCGAUGCGGAUAUCGAGUAUCGCCUCGCAUGACUCUACGACACCGCCGCUCCAUCCGUCGAUGGCCAUCAAGGAUAGAGCUGAGGGGUGGGAGCGGCUACCCCCGACCUGGGACUCGAGCCACGUCAGCCGCCCUCCAAUUCCAUCCUAUUCCACCAAUCACACCCACGCCGUCAGCGGCGACGACCCUCGCAUGGAUGCCUCGGGCGAUCGGGCGUCCAGCGUCUUGGCGACCGACCACUCGGUGGAGCGCAACGACCACCCAGAUCUACACGGCGUUGCAUCUCCGCUCUCGAUCAAGUCCAACGGAUCGGCACACGACAGCCAUGCGGAUGAGCACCAGUCGAGCCACGCUGCGGCAGCGUCGUUCGAGGAGGAGCAGAAACGCAAGAGCCGCGAUGCAAGCGCGCGUUACCGCAAGCGAAAGAAUCAGGAAUUUGAGGACCAGAAGAAGACCAUUUCCAAAUUGAAAGCUAUGGUCCAGUCGCUCGAGACCGAAAACACGGUCCUCAAACGACACAUCAAGGCGCUCAUGAGUAACAAAGACCAGAGCAAGGCACCCGCCGAGCCGACCGGCUCGAAGGACUCAGCCCGUCCGCCCAGUGAUCCUGCCUAGAAUGUUCGAUCUGGUGCACUGCGACCGAUCUGCAAUCUUGUCAACUCGCGAAUGCCCGUAUCAGCUCCAACAGGCCGCACGAGGGCUUUGGCUGGUUGCGGCGGCGACGGCAGCCAGGGUUCCAGCCCUGUCACCCGCUCUGCUUCGUUGAGAUCCCACUUGGCGGUGUGCUGCCUCCGCCUCUGAUACUGUCCCGUCCUUCCUAGUCGCUCUAAUCCCUCGAUUGGAGUGAAUGUCCCUGCAAAUCGGAGGGUGCCUCUGCUUCCCUUCCCUUCCCUUCCCUUCCCUUCCCUUCCCUUCCCUU